AUGAAGUUUGGAAACGCUCUGUUAUAAGAAUCCAUCAAUCUCAGAAACAUUAACCAAAUAAUUCAGAGCAGAAAUCAUCUAGGAAAUGAAAUGCCAAUACCUAAAUACUAUGAUCAUGGAAGUACCUCUGGAACACCCUAUCUGAUAAUGCAAUACUUCAGUACAACUCUAGAAGAUUUCUUCUAUAAAAAUGUCUCUAAUCCUAAUGGGUUAAGUUUCUAUCAGAUCGCUGAAAUGAUGUUUGAAAGCAUUAAGUAGCUGCAUGACUUAGGAUACUUGCACAGAGACAUUAAACCUGAUAAUUUCAGCGUUUAGAACAACAAAAUUUGUCUUAUCGAUUUUGGCUCAUCUAUCUAAUAUACAAAUCAAUAUGGUGAGCAUAUACCAGAGUAAAGGAACAGAUAAAUAAGAGGUAGUCAUGCUCUGGCCUCUAUAUCCACACAGCAAGGGAUUGAAGCGUCCAGAAGAGAUGAUUACAUUUCUGCAGCUUAUACAUUACUUUUACUCAGACAUAAAACCCUUCCAUGGUACAAAUAAGAACUAGGUCAAUUAAAUCAGUAAUAAAUAAAAAUUAUGAUUGAUGAGAAAACUACUGCUUUAAAAUAACCUCCUAAAUCAAAGGAAGAUAAAGUUAUAUUCUCUAUUUUGGAUUAUCUAUACUAGCAUGACUUUGGAGAGGAGCCUGACCUAUUAUACAUUUAAAAUGAACUAUUCAAUAAUUUAGAAAGAUAAACUUUUAAUUUAUGUGCGCAAGUUGAUAAUAAAAUUCUAAAGAUAGUGGAUGUCCCUCAUUAGUUUUCAGCUAGCAAAAAUAACAAUCUUUCCACAAAAGAUUUUGAAUAGCUUAAUGUAAUAAAGCAAACUUCUAAACUAAAUUAAGUGCAAUAGUCUAUUAGUCUAGAGUAUUAAAGGAAACAACAAGAAUUAAAACCAUUUUUAAUUUGUAUAUCUUCAAAAGUAAAAAUUGACUUAGACCUGAUUUCUUAUAACUUCUCAUUUAUUGAAAAAUCCAUUAAAAAAAUAGAUUAAAAGUGUUAGAGAUAAAAGAAAAAACUAGAAGAGCUUAACGCCGUUGGAUGCAAUUCAAAAAACACUCCUAGUUAAAAUCCUCAAGAUAAAAAUAAAGAGAUAUAUGAAAGAUAAUCCGAAAUCGUUGAAUUCUAUUGA
Molecule: messenger RNA, 1167 nt
Organism: Stylonychia lemnae
Lineage: Eukaryota; Ciliophora; Spirotrichea; Sporadotrichida; Oxytrichidae
Source: the annotation of a GenBank genome assembly